Messenger RNA from Culicoides brevitarsis, 1287 nucleotides. RefSeq names its product synaptosomal-associated protein 25. The coding region runs from base 136 to 774 and encodes 212 amino acids. NCBI's taxonomy places the organism in Eukaryota, Metazoa, Arthropoda, Insecta, Diptera, Ceratopogonidae. The record is from RefSeq and is a predicted model, not a curated record. Gene Ontology annotation, cellular component: plasma membrane; SNARE complex. Gene Ontology annotation, biological process: exocytosis; synaptic vesicle fusion to presynaptic active zone membrane; synaptic vesicle priming. The transcript has 8 exons. Gene Ontology annotation, molecular function: syntaxin binding; SNAP receptor activity.
GUGAACGAAAACAAAGUGAAAACGAAAUAAUUUUCAAUCAGCUCGAAGCCAGUUGAGUGCUGCAAAAAGUGCUUAAAAACCAUUUGAAAAAUUUGUAUUUAAUCCGAAAAGUGCAAAUAACCCAAAACCAUCAGAAUGCCAUCUGCUGCUCCUCCAGCUGCGGGCCCUGAGCCUCCAAAGACAGAAUUGCAGGAAUUGCAAAUGAAAGCCAAUGAAGUGACAGACAAUUCUCUCGAAAGUACACGACGUAUGCUUGCUCUUUGCGAAGAGAGCAAGGAAGCCGGUAUUCGUACCCUGGUUGCUCUUGAUGAUCAGGGAGAACAAUUGGACCGCAUUGAGGAGGGAAUGGAUCAAAUCAAUGCCGACAUGCGUGAAGCCGAGAAAAAUUUAAGCGGUAUGGAAAAAUGUUGCGGAAUUUGCGUAUUGCCAUGCAAUAAGAGUUCAUCUUUCAAAGAGGACGAUGGUACAUGGAAGGGAAAUGAUGAUGGAAAAGUGGUUAACAAUCAACCGCAACGUGUUAUGGAUGAUCGUAAUGGCCUCAUGCCACAAGCCGGAUAUAUUGGAAGAAUUACUAACGAUGCCCGAGAAGAUGAAAUGGAAGAUAAUAUGGGUCAAGUUAGCACAAUGGUAGGCAAUUUAAGGAAUAUGGCACUCGAUAUGGGCUCAGAAUUGGAGAAUCAGAACCGACAAAUCGAUCGAAUCAAUCGAAAGGGAGAAUCUAAUGAGACAAGGAUAGCAGUUGCCAAUGAAAGAGCACAUGAUCUUCUCAAAUAAAUUCUUCAUGCAGCGACGCGACAUCAACAAAGUCAACAAAUUACGAAAAGAAAGAUAUGUUCUGACAUUAAUGACAAAAGUAAAAGGCGAAAAAAAUUAUCUAUAUAUUCAAGAUAUAUAUAUGAUGUAACUAUUAUGUAUUAAAAUUCACAAUCUUAUUAUAUAUAACAUAUAAUAAUAACAUAAACAUCAUUAUUAUUAUUAUGAUUAAAAACCAUUACAACCUAAACUUAAACAAAUGCAAGCUAUUGGCUCUUUAAAACAAUAUCACAAAUCUGCAUGCAAGCUAGAAUUUUCUCUUGUUCUCUUUACAAAAAAAAAAAAAAAAACUUGAAUUGCUGACAGACAGUUGAAAGACCAGAUUUGAGCACAUUCAUUCCAUAUUGUAUAAUUUUCUUCCUUUUAUUCUCUUCACCCACCGAAUGUAAAAUAAUAAGCGAGUCUUUCUGAAAAUGUGUAUCGUAAUUCAUCAACAAUAAGAAGAAAUAGGAGCAUUUAAUUUACUUUUCAUAU